This is a messenger RNA of Magnolia sinica, 2322 nucleotides long. Its product is annotated as receptor-like protein EIX2. The record is from RefSeq and is a predicted model, not a curated record. Gene Ontology annotation, molecular function: protein binding. NCBI's taxonomy places the organism in Eukaryota, Viridiplantae, Streptophyta, Magnoliopsida, Magnoliales, Magnoliaceae. Bases 9 to 2264 code for a protein of 751 amino acids. The transcript has a single exon.
AAUACCAAAUGAAUGCGCCCAUUCCUGAAUGGUUCAAUGAACUAAAAAAUCUAAAGAACCUUUUACUCAAAGGUUGCAUGCUGGGACCAAUCCCUGUAGCUCUUGGAGGAUUGUCUUCCUUGCAAUCUUUAGAUCUCAGUGGCAAUCAGUUGAAUGGGAGUAUCCCUGCAGCUCUUGGAGGAUUGUCUUCCUUGCAAUCUUUAGAUCUCAGUGAGAAUCAGUUGAAUGGGAGUAUCCCUGCAGCUCUUGGAGGAUUGUCUUCCUUGCAAUAUUUAUAUCUCAGUGGCAAUCAGUUGAAUGGGAGUAUCCCUGCAGCUCUUGGAGGAUUGUCUUCCUUGCAAUCUUUAGAUCUCAGUGGCAAUCAGUUGAAUGGGAGUAUCCCUGCAGCUCUUGGAGGAUUGUCUUCCUUGCAAGUUCUAGAUCUCAAUAGCAAUCAGUUGAAUGGGAAUAUCCCAACAACUUUAGGACAACUUUCUAACUUGUCUAGUCUUGACCUCUCUUACAACUCCUUGACAGGAAACGUGUCUGAAACUCAUUUUGAAAACCUCAAAAAGUUGGACGAGUUAGAUUUGUCUUUUAAUUCUUUGGCUUUCAAUCUACACCCUCAUUGGGUCCCUCCAUUUCAGCUUUCUAUCAUUUUUCUACAAUCUUGUCAUUUAGGUCCUCAAUUUCCUCCCUGGCUACAAUCACAAAAACAUAUAGUGCGCUUGGAUCUCUCUAACACAUCCAUCUCUGGCAUCAUCCCCACCUGGUUUUGGGAUUUAACACCCCAACUUUCUUCACUAAACCUCUCAAAUAACGAGAUUUCUGGCCAAUUGCCCAACCCUCUAAAAAUGAUAUUUGAUCCCCGCAUUGAUUUGAAUUCGAAUCAUUUCAGUGGUCCCAUACCUUGCAUAUUGAAUGGAGCUGACGUACUUGAUCUCUCCAACAAUCAAUUUUCUGAGCCAAUCCCACCCAAUUUUACAUCCACAAUGCACUAUUUACAAGUCUUUUCUGCCAGAGGUAACCAAAUCAGUGGCAUAAUUCCCUCAUCCAUAGGCAAAAUGAUGUUUCUUUCUAUCCUUGAUCUUUCCCAUAACAAAAUAAGUGGCAUAAUUCCGUCAUCCAUAGGCAAAUUGAAGUCUCUUGUUGUCCUUGAUCUUUCCCAAAACAAAAUAAGUAGCACCAUCCCAUUAAGAUUGGGUGAUUGUGUGGACCUCCAGGUACUUGAUUUGAGCAAGAACCAUUUAUCAGGAAGAAUUCCCACAUCUUUGGGUCUGCUAUAUCAACUUCAAACAAUGCACUUGAGCAACAAUAGCCUAUCAGGAAAAGUUCCUUCAACUUUGAAGAAUUGUACUCUUUUGGAGACUCUCGACCUCGGACAGAACAAUUUCUCAGGUCAUAUUCCCACUUGGAUUGGCAAAAGCUUCCCGAUUUUAAGAAUUCUGAAUUUACGAUCCAAUAUGUUUACUGGCAACAUCCCACCACAAUUGUUAAACAUAACUUCUCUUCAGGUCCUUGAUUUGGGACAAAAUUGUUUAUCUGGUUCAAUUCCUCAAAGUCUUCAGAAUCUCGCGGCCAUGAAGAAUGAGCAGAAGACAAACAACUUUCCAUUAAAUGGAACAGAAUCUUAUUACGAGGAACACUUGGUUGUGUCGACAAAGGGGCAAACGCUUGAAUACACAAGAAUAAUUUCACUGGUUACAUGCAUGGACCUUUCAAGCAAUAACUUAUCUGGAGAGAUUCCUGAAGGACUCACAAGUCUUUUGGGACUGCGUUUCUUAAACUUAUCUGGAAACCACUUGACCGGAAAGAUCCCAGACAAGAUUGGUAAAUUGGCAUUGCUAGAGUCUCUUGAUUUAUCCAAAAAUCAGCUUUCAUGUACAAUUCCUCCGAGCAUGUCAAAUUUAACUUUUCUAAGUUACUUGAACUUGUCGAAUAACAACUUGUCGGGAAAAAUUCCAUCCGGAAAUCAGCUCCAAACAUUUCAAGAUCCUUCUAUUUAUAUGGGCAACAACAAUCUCUGUGGACCUCCUCUUCCAGAUAAGUGUGAUAGUGAUGAGACAUCUCAAAGUCCAAUGCCUGUUGGUGGUGAUGUAAAAAAAGAUGAUGGAGCGCAUGAAAUGGUUUGGUUUUACUCUGCGUUGGGACCAGGAUUUGCUGUGGGGUUUUGGGCCUUCUGUGGCGUUUUAGUGCUCAAGAGAGCUUGGAGGAUUGCCUAUUACUGUUUCGUUGAUGAGAUGAAAGAAAGACUUCUCGACAGCUGUCGCUUUGCAAGAUGUUAGAUUGAAGAAGUUACUUGGAAACGAAGGUCAUGAAUAAUGAAUAAUUGUUUGCUACCUA